AAAGUAUUGCCUUUGUACAAAAGUCUCCAGUAGAGCAGUACUAUCUCUAUGUCUUUACGCAUCCAGUUGUACGACAGCCUCCUCUCAACAAACCCCAGAAGGCUAACACCCCAGCGAGCAAGCCACCGAGUUUACCACGACACGGACCGAAACCAUACACGACGACACGCGCGCCGGCGCCAUGGGCCUCCCCGGCCGGCGCAACCCGGUGCUGGGCGCGAGGCGCGCGGCGGCGUCCCUCCGGAGGAGCGGCCGGCUGCCCGUCUACGUCGCCGGUGUCUUCUUCGUCGCCUCCGUCUUCCUCAUGUUCCGCGACGAAGUCCUGUAUCUGACGACGGCAAGGUCGCCGUCGUUGCCGACCGCGGGAUCAUCCGCCGGAGCCGGGCUCGCCCUGCGGGAGGAGCCAUCUGUCAGCAAGCCCGUCUUGCGUGGUCACGGCGGCAAGCCGGAGAAGCACCACAGCGUGACGGAGAGGCACCGGAAGGUCAGCGCGAGGAGGAGGCCGAGGAAGAAGGCGACCAAGGCGGCGAGGAAGAAGGUCAUGGCGUCGCCGGUCGCCGCCGGAGCCGAGCUGAACGUCCCCGAGACGUGCGACCUGUCCAAGGGCAAGUGGGUGUUCGACAACGCGACCUACCCGCUGUACCGCGAGGAGGCGUGCGAGUACCUGACGGCGCAGGUGACGUGCACGCGGAACGGGCGGCGUGACGACGGCUACCAGAAGUGGCGGUGGCAGCCGAGGGACUGCGACCUCCCCCUCGCCUUCGACGCGAGGCUCUUCAUGGAGCGGCUCCGCGGGAAGCGCCUCAUGUUCGUCGGCGACUCGCUGAACCGCAACCAGUGGGAGUCCAUGGUGUGCCUGGUGCGGCCGGCGCUGUCGCCGGGGAAGAGCUACGUGACCUGGUGGGACGGCCAGCGCGUCGUCCUCCACGCCUGGGAGUACAACGCGACGGUGGAGUUCUACUGGGCGCCCUUCCUCGUCGAGUCCAACUCCGACGACCCCAAGGCGCACAGCAUCCGGGACCGCGUCAUCAAGCCCGAGGCGAUCGCCGCCCACGCCGGCGACUGGCUCGGCGUCGACUACCUCGUCUUCAACACGUACAUCUGGUGGAUGAACACGCUCAACAUGAAAGUCAUGAGGCCAACGGGGAAGACGUGGGAUGAGUACGACGAGGUGGGUCGGAUCGAGGCGUACAGGAGAGUGCUCGACACAUGGGCGACAUGGGUGAACGACAACGUCGACCCGGCGCGCACGUCCGUGUUCUUCAUGAGCCUGUCCCCUCUUCACAUCAGCCCGGAGGCGUGGGGAAACCCGGGCGGGGUGCGGUGCGCGAAGGAGACGGCGCCGGUGCGGAACUGGCGCGGCCCGCUGUGGCUGGGCACGGACUGGGACAUGUUCCGCGCGGCGGCGAACGCGUCCCGCGCCGUGGGGCGCGUCCCCGUCACGUUCGUGGACGUGACGGCCAUGUCGGAGCUCCGCAAGGACGGGCACACGUCGGUGCACACCAUCCGGCAGGGCAGCGUGCUGACGCCGGAGCAGCAGGCCGACCCGGCCACGUACGCCGACUGCAUCCACUGGUGCCUCCCCGGCGUGCCCGACGUCUGGAACCUCAUGCUCUACGCCCGGAUCCUCUCCAGGCCGCCGCCGCCGCCGGCGCCGGCGGCCGGGCUCGUGGUGGCGUGACCGACCAUACGUGUGCAAAGCUAGAGAGAUCGACUGUUUGUUUUUUUUGUUUGUUUGUUGAUGGGUUGCCUUGCCGUGCGCUUUUGUUGCUUUUCAAGUGUAUUUUAUCAGCUGCGACUGCGAGGAAAGGAGGUGGUUGUUGGCGAGUUUGAUGGCCAUGUGACGCGACAUUCUUGACCGGAUCGGCGGAUUGUGUGGCACGAGUUAAGCGGGGAGAAGAUGCAGUAGUAGUUACAUGGUUCAACUUUCAAGUGGCGUUGCGACGUGGCGUGAUUGCGCGCCGCACCGUAAACAGGAGGGCAGAAAAAAAUAUGACAGCGACACACGGCAACCAACUCAACCAAGAUGUAGUUUAGCACACAGCUUAUUUCCUGUAAUACGUGACACAUUUUCAGAUUUUUUUCUCAAA
Molecule: messenger RNA, 2090 nt
Organism: Oryza brachyantha (malo sina)
Lineage: Eukaryota; Viridiplantae; Streptophyta; Magnoliopsida; Poales; Poaceae
Product: protein trichome birefringence-like 28
Exons: 3
Coding region: 182-1681 (499 amino acids)
Cellular component (GO): Golgi apparatus
Molecular function (GO): O-acetyltransferase activity
Source: RefSeq, a predicted model, not a curated record